UAUCAACAUUGAACCAAGAUACUUCCUUGUCCCAACAUUGAGACUACACGAUUUCAAGAAGUUCCUAUCUAAUAGUCAGAGUCGUCAGGAUGUCAGUGACCAUGACCAAAGGUGAGGGGGUGACCGUGUUCACUUUGGCCUCUAACCCCAAAAGCGAUUGGCCAAUGGUGUUCCAGAUAUUCGGGACCCUGUGCUGCAGUCCAAUAUGCGCAUUGUCUCAAAGACUGAGAAAGCUCCAAGGCAGUUCUCUGUCAGCUCUGGGGGCUAUACAAAUCCUGGUAGGGAUUCUCAACCUAGGCCUUGGACCAAUCCUUUUAAACUCAACUGAGGGGCUACUGUUGUAUAAGAGAGUUCCUUAUUGGCUUGGCGGUGUGUUCAUUGCAGUUGGCCUAAUGUGUGUUCUAGCUGAAAAGUUUCCGAGUCCAUGUUUGGUGGGCAUCAAUGUGAUGAUAAAUCUGGGUGGUGCUGCACUUGCUAUUACUGGCAUUGUGUUGUACGCCAUAGACCUGGGAUCUGGUAAACUGAACUGGAUGUGCGACUUUGGCAAUGACUACUGGUAUAGCACCGCGCGUCCAUCCACUGAGACAAAAGAUCAAUACUUGGAGAGAUGCUUGGAUGCCAAACAUAUUGCAGUGGUGCUUACGAAUUCCUUGGAAAUCGUGAUGAUCGUCCUUGCUGUCCUUCAGUUAUGUGUCACCAUCAGCUCUGCAGUGCUGGGUAUGAAGGCCUUGCACAAAAACAGAAAGGAGCAGCACAAGAGCCAGACCGAAGACCCAGAGAAAUACAGUCCACUGCUGGAGGAUGUGACUGCCUAAACAAAGCCUUCAGUUUGACACAAUAUAUUGCUUAUCCUAACCAAAUCUCACGCAAUACCUUAUUGUAGACACUUCUAUGACUGUUUUUUUCCUUUUGUGUAGCACAGGGGUCUUUAUGGUUGAAUGUGAGUUGGUUGCAAAUCAACACUUUUGAGGCCAUUUAAAAAGUAUGUAUCUGCAAAACGGGUUGUGAAUGUGCUGCUUAAAUACACUGAAAAUUACUUUUCUACUUCACAUUUCCAGUUUACAUGAUUAAAGAAAACACCUUUCAUUUAUCCGUC
Molecule: messenger RNA, 1096 nt
Organism: Osmerus eperlanus (European smelt)
Lineage: Eukaryota; Metazoa; Chordata; Actinopteri; Osmeriformes; Osmeridae
Gene: tmem176l.4
Product: transmembrane protein 176l.4
Exons: 8
Coding region: 90-815 (241 amino acids)
Cellular component (GO): membrane
Source: RefSeq, a predicted model, not a curated record